Molecule: messenger RNA, 4695 nt
Organism: Bacillus rossius redtenbacheri
Lineage: Eukaryota; Metazoa; Arthropoda; Insecta; Phasmatodea; Bacillidae
Exons: 2
Coding region: 1924-3447 (507 amino acids)
Biological process (GO): regulation of transcription by RNA polymerase II
Cellular component (GO): nucleus
Molecular function (GO): double-stranded DNA binding
Source: RefSeq, a predicted model, not a curated record
UUGAUGCUUUGUGAUGUAUUAACUUGAAUUGAGAUAUUAUGUGAUGUACUGAGUGCUUUUCACUGUUAUUUUGGUUUUAUUGCAAUUCACUGUAUAAUAUUGUCGCUGGCGGUGUGAUCACUCAACCAUCGUGCUCCCCAAUGCACGAAUCAGUUGAGCUGUAAGGGUCGUGUUUUUUUGUUGCGUGAAGAAUCUUUGAAAGGCUAAUGUUUUAUAAGUGUAUAAAAUAUGAUUCCAGUUUUAAUUUUUACUCUGAAACAUUUCCAUUUGAUUAUUCAGUUUUGAUUUCACGUUGAUGUGGUUGGAGGAUUUGCUUUCGGAUGUUCGAAUAGUUUAAGGUGCAUGGACUCGGCAGAGACUCUCUGUCAUCUGGGCGUGACGUGUGAGUGGGAGUGUGACUGGUAUCCCCCUUAGCACAAUUACCACUGAUGCCUGAACCUGGCUCGCUCUCAGCACCAGGUACGCUAUAGAUAUUAGUGAAGUGGACUCUUAUUGGUGUCCCAUAUGCCAGUAUUACAGUCACUUGUGCACACAUAGGUGAAUGCAGAAAAAACUCAAGAUAUUUGGUACUGUGAUUUAUUAAGUGCCACUGCACCACAUGACUCUGAAACACACAAUUAAAUAAAAUGUAAAAAUGUUCAAAUGCCUAACAGUACGUAUGGUUUAUGUAAUGUCCAGAGCCACCUUGUGGUUGGAUAACAUAGUCACGUUAGUGACUAAAUUCUGGCUAGUGAAUUACUAUUUAAACUAAAUAAGCAGUUGAUCCCCCAGGAUAAACUACGAGUAUACCAAAUUUAUAAGCCGGGAUGACGAAGAUCAUUUGGAUAUAAAGAUGAUUCCUCGAAGUGCUGAAGGCGUCUCACUUCUAGUGGCAACGCGACGUGUCCGAGAAGCGAUGGUCGCCGAGGCCACUGGACAGUGCAUUUGAAGCCAAGUUGAAAUGAGCAAUAAGUCAUUCAAAUUCAUGGCAUUAACAUAUUUAGAUAAAAACAUAUUUGUACUCCUAAAAUUAUGCCAAUGUUAUUCCAGCCUUAAAAACCUAUAGUGAAUUUACAUACUAAGAUUACAUUUUAUAAAUCAUAAGAUUCUGAGACGGCCUUCGGUAAAUCCGUUACUGCAGAGUUGUAACUUAAAUAAAAUACAUAGAGAAUGUUUCCGGAAUCCUGAAAUAACAUGUACAUUUAGGGAUAAAAGAAAGUUUACAAUCUUAAUUACUGUUUAUUAAGGGAAUGAGGCACUGUCACUGUUGCACACCAUUUAAACACACGUCACACACUAGUCGCUUUAAGGAAGUGGGAAAGGGCAAUGAGGAAAGGGAAAGGAGUAGUGUGAUGGGUGGUGACUAGGGCCCGGAAAUUUUCGCGAACCGCGAAAUAACGCGAAAUACCGCGAAAUGCCACCAAAAUUACAUUAUAUGCGAAAUUCCACAAUAAACCAUCUAUUCGCGAAAUAACCGCUAAAUCAUUUAAAUUCACUGGUUUACAUAAGCGUUCACCCUAAUUUACGUAUUUUGCUUUCACCCGAAACUCGCGUUACACUUAUUUACAGCAAUAUGAUAUGCUCUUUAUUCAUAAAAUCUACAUUUCAUAACCCCAUGUGAAUUAAUAUUGUUCUGUUUUCUAUUCCACGUAACGUAACCUACGAACGAAAACCAAAACAAACACAUCGACGCCUGCUAGAUGCGAGUGCGAGCGUAGGCGAUAAGCGCCCGAGUUCGAGAUAAUCGAUUUAAGUGUCGAUACAUUCAUGGCAACUGUUUUUUCUGUGCGUAAAAGUGUAGCCGGUGCAGUCUAUUAACGAUUCUAUCCGUUUACCGCGUCAGUGGCCACGCGCAUUGUGUUCAUGUGUUUACUAAAGGGAUGUUCACAAUAAAAUUAUCUCGUGAUUGAUGAAAUACGUGUUUGUUAAUACUGAGUGUUGAAAAUGCCGAAAGUUGAAAGUGUUUUUGAUCGCGCACGUGAAUUUGAGAGCGAUGGAUUUUACGUUUUUGACAAAGUGAACAAAACAUUGAUGUGUAAAUUUUGUAAUGUUAAAAUAGAGUGGGCUCGCAAAGACACGUGUGUCAAGCAUUGCCGCGAUGGUACAGUGCACAGACAGAAAAAAGCAGCAGCUGAAUCACAAGCCUGCACAAGCAAAAGGCAAAUUUCUGUUGGUGACAGCUUUCAGGUGGCAAAAAAGACGAAAGUUGACAAAGAAAUUUUUGCCUCAUCUUUGACAAAAGCUUUCAUGGAAGCGAACAUACCAUUGGAGAAACUCGGCGAUCCUGCAAUAAAAAACUUUGUGGAAACUUUUGUUCCUGGUGGAGGGCAGUUACCAUGUGUAAAAACAUUGCGUGAGACGUAUGUGCCCAAGAUCCAAGAAGCGGCUGAGGAGCAGUGGAUUAAAUCAAUUGAGGGACAAGAUAUUGUUAUUUUGUGUGAUGAAACCACUGACAAAAAGGGACAGUGUGUUUUUGUGGUGCUUUUCAAAACAUUAGAAGCUUCAGACUCACAAAUUCUUCUUGUUGCCGGGGUCAAAAUUUUAGAGAAUUCUAAUGCUAGUGAGUGCUCGCGGGCAAUAUUAGAAGUACUGACAAAAUUUAAGGUUGACCAUACAAGGGUUGUUGCGGUUGUGUGUGACAUUGCACGCUACAUGACAAAGUGUGUGCAUUCUUUACAAGUUGUUCUUUCGUCUGAGGGUAGGGACGUCCUUCAUGUUCAGUGUUGGAGUCAUAAACUGAAUCUCAUUCAAAAUAUUUGGCCCCAAUCUCUGCCGGAGCUUAACAAUUUUGUUAGCAAAACGAAAACAGCAUUUAUGAACACGCGCAAAAGGAAACACAAGUACUUGUGUUUUCUCAAGCAGCGCUAUCCAGAACAAGAAAAGCCUCAUGUUCUGUUUCCAUCACCAGUCCUUACAAGAUGGGGUUCAUGGUUUGAGUCGGUGGGUUAUGUUAACACAUACCUUGACGACUUGGUAACAUACCUGAAGUCACUGGAGCUCGAGUCGUCAGAAGCUCUGAUGUAUUUUCAAACCUUGUCAGUGGAAGAGAUUGUAAUUAUUCAAUGUCAGGCUGAAUUUCUCGUCGAACAUGGGUGUACUUUGGUUGAGCUGACAAAGCAGCUGGAGGGUUCAAGCUACCCCAUGUCCCACUUGAUCAGUGGAAAACUCUCAGACUUGUUGAAAAGUUUGCAGCUGGUGAAUGAUUUUAAUUUUGGCUCAAAAACAAAUGAGAGUCUAAAGUUGUUGGCAGCUGUUAAACAAGGUUUGGUUAAAUCCCAGUUCCAGUCCUGUGGGUUGAGGUGUCACACAAAGUUGAUGAAGUUGAUUAAUGAAGAUCCUUCCAAAAAUAUCUUCCAAAACUUGGGGCAACUGUUUAAUCCACGGGAAAUAAUGUUGAAUGAUGUUUGCAAUGAUAUGGUCAGGGCAGGAAAAUCAUUGCCAUUUGUUUCAACUGUUUCAGGAAAAUAAUUUUUGGAAGGAUACUCAGCCUUAAAGAAAAUAGUAGUUGAGAAAGUGAAAAAGAGUGAAGGAAGUGUGGAUAUCAUUCCAAUUCUGUUGGCCUUGAAACUGGACCAUUCAGCUUUUGCAUGCAAUGCUCUGAAAGCCAUUUGGAUACCAGUAUCAAAUGUUGACUCUGAAAGGACAUUUUCAGCAUAUUCCGAUGUGUUUUCAGACAAAAGGCGAAGUUUGAAACCUCAAAACGUUGAGCUUAUGGUCUCAUUGUACUUUGGAAGUAAAACAUAACAUGUUGAAGAAACUCGGACUAAGUUAUACUUACAGUGCUGAAUUGUUAUUAGCAUAAAUUUUGCUUCUUGUCUUACAUAUUGAAUAAUUUUUGUAAUUUUUAACUAUUGAAACUGUUGAUUUGUAAUUUGUAUUGUUUUGUGGAAAGCUGGAAAAAAAUGUAGGCCUGUCCGAUUAUAUUUGCAUUCUAUAUGACAUAAUUUUUGUAAGUACAGCGUGUAUUUUUUUUUAAUUCACACUUCCGAAGUGCAGUUUUUAUGACGAAAUAUAAAAAUUUUUAUGACGAAAUCAAGAAAUUUUUAUGGCGAAAUCUGCUUAUUUUAUUUACCGUUAAAGUAGGGCUCUAGUGGUGACAUAUCGACUCUGCGGGGUGAAGUCCCAAACUAAGUCAAGGUAUAGUUAAAGGGUCAAAUUGGUCGAACAUAGUGAUGGAUGCAAGGGAAGCAUAGAGCGGUUGAAUCCUCCCUGAAGUUUUAAAAGAAUAUGUGAGAUCUCUGUGAAGGCAGCAUGUUAUUUUUUGUAAUGCAAUUUGAGGCAUUACAACACCAGGAAUCACAAACCACACAGUUAUGUAUGUUGAGAGUGAUAAUGCAACCUUCAAAACCCAUUGUUGUUGACAUUAGUUUUCUAAAUGCAUAAAAUCUUAGUUAUUGCUUUAUUUUUAUUUAAUUCCAUCCCCAAAAAAAAACUUUGCAUAUCCGCCACUGUUUUGAGUCGUUGGACCACAGACUUGCCUGCCACUAUGUGGUUCCAAGUUUGAUUCCUGGCAGGGUCAAAACUGGGUUUGUCACAAGUAGAGAACAUGGUGCUUUGUUGCCAAGAUUCAGUCGGUCUUCUCUGGGUUGCUCCUAUUUCCUCUAGCUCAUGAUUUCAUUCACUCCAUUACAUGGAUUUUGACAGGUUUAACUAUGAUUUAGUUAUUAACACUUAUUUAUUCUUUAUUUACUAUACUCAGUUGUUUCCUUGCAUGUU